Messenger RNA from Drosophila eugracilis, 803 nucleotides. Its product is annotated as succinate dehydrogenase assembly factor 2-B, mitochondrial. NCBI's taxonomy places the organism in Eukaryota, Metazoa, Arthropoda, Insecta, Diptera, Drosophilidae. Gene Ontology annotation, biological process: mitochondrial electron transport, succinate to ubiquinone; tricarboxylic acid cycle; mitochondrial respiratory chain complex II assembly. The record is from RefSeq and is a predicted model, not a curated record. The transcript is spliced from 3 exons. Bases 88 to 558 code for a protein of 156 amino acids. Gene Ontology annotation, cellular component: mitochondrion.
UAGCAACUUGUUAUCGUUCUUACACCGUUCUUGCAGUUCCUUCACCAACACUGCCGUUAUAUCAUUGUUUUUUGUUUGUUUCCUAAAAUGUUGCGGCAAUUUUUGUUAACAACAGUGGGGCGUCGCCUGGCUCUCCCAAUGAUCGCCCAAAACCGCUCUGCCAGCAAUUUGGAUAAAACUGAGUUCACAACUCCUGUGGAAAUUGUGGAUUACGAUGAUCCACCGCACUUGCCAGUUCCUGAAUAUCCCGUCCGACCAGACGAGCCCCUCGAAACACGCAAGCAGCGACUAUUAUAUCAAAGCCGUAAACGUGGGAUGCUCGAGAACGAUCUUCUGCUAAGUACUUUUGUGGCCAAAUAUUUGCGGGAUUUCAAUGCCAAACAAACUGCUGAAUAUGACCAGUUAAUCAAUGGUGUCAGUAAUGAUUGGGAUAUAUUCUAUUGGGCCACCGAAACAAAACCAACGCCUCCGGAAUUCGAUACUGAGAUAAUGCAACUGCUUAAGGAGCACGUGAAAAACCAUGAGAAGGUGCAAAGGAUAAGGCAGCCAGAUUUAUAGAUAUAAUGUGUAUUAGCAGAUGCAUUGAUAAACCCGUUCAUUGGAAUGGUUUUACAAUUUAUAUAUUAACAUAAACUCAUAAAUCGUAUUAUAAAUGAUAUUGUAAUUUGAAUGAUUUAGCACUUAAACCUGAUCUUUAAAUGGUAUAUAAUUUCUUAAAAUAUCUGUGACGAUUUCUUGCAUUUUCUCUUUAUAAAAGUAAAAGGUUUUUAUACUGAAAAAUAAAUCUUUCUUGUUGCACAUGA